AUGGCUUUCCUGCAAGUGAAACAUUCCCGGAAGUUAAAUAUCUGGAUCAUUCUGACUCUUGAAAAGGAAGUUGAGCUCGCCAUUCCUGACGCCAAACUUGAGGCUGCUACGGCUGCUCUUGCAUCGGCCAGAAUUCCUCAAUGCACCGACCCGGCUUGUCCUGAGCUACAAACAGAUAAGGAGUCGAGUUUGCACGCAUCGAACUAUUUGGAUCCUGUCACGGGUGAGCAUUUCAUCAGUCGUGAGGUAGCAGAACGGGUGUGUGCGAAAAACAGGUAUCAUAUAGUUUCCCAGCGGCAUUUCCAUCUUCAGCACAAGUGGAGCUAUUACACGGUCCUCCGGUUAUAUACCAAAUCCAGCAUUCUCUGGUGGCUGCCAGAGAUCGCCCUCGGACCUGUUGCUGAUGAGAGCUUCAUACUAUCCACUGAUCUCGACCUACCACCUGGACGAUCGGACAGGGGAUCUAGUACGGGCCCAUGGACUGAGCUUUACCCAAUCAAGUCUCUAAGACCAGCAAAGCUCUACGAGGCCUUGGUAUUACUCUGCUGUCUCUACUGGAAUAGUGUGGAUGAAGUUGACUCAUCGUUCGAAGAUAUGUCCCAGUCUCUGUAUGAAUCACUUGAAGAUCCAGUGUAUACAGAAAUCAGCGACAACAUCAGGCCAGAGUUUAAGCCUGUUUGGGCUGCCAUGCACGGGUCCCUGGAUCAAGAGAGACGCGAGGCAUUGCCCCCAGGAGCUAGUUUUUUCGAGCUCUUGAGAUUUCGCAAGCGAUUGCUUGCUGCUGAAUUGCCCCAGAGCAAAGAUAUUCCGCCUUUGCCCCGUCUUGCUGCCGACGAUAAUGUUGUGACGCUGCCGGAAGACCAGGGAAGAUCGACUUAG
This is a messenger RNA of Aspergillus puulaauensis, 879 nucleotides long. RefSeq lists its product as uncharacterized. The record is from RefSeq and is a predicted model, not a curated record. Bases 1 to 879 code for a protein of 292 amino acids. The transcript has 2 exons. Lineage: Eukaryota; Fungi; Ascomycota; Eurotiomycetes; Eurotiales; Aspergillaceae.